This is a messenger RNA of Menidia menidia (Atlantic silverside), 222 nucleotides long. The record is from the annotation of a GenBank genome assembly. NCBI's taxonomy places the organism in Eukaryota, Metazoa, Chordata, Actinopteri, Atheriniformes, Atherinopsidae.
AUGGGCGACGGGGGUUACCCCUACAGCGAGGACAGCAGCCUGGGGAAGCAGUACAUGAACACCAGGUGCCCGGCCUGGUGUGACCGCAUCCUCAUGUCUCCCUCCGCCACAGACCUGGGCUUAAAGCUUGAAAACGAGGAGAAGUCUGUAGUGUACGACAACAUCGGGCCCAAUGUCUGCAUGGGGGACCACAAGAAGUUCCGUUUUAAAUAUAAUACAUAA